Plectropomus leopardus (leopard coralgrouper) is the source of this 2752-nucleotide messenger RNA. NCBI's taxonomy places the organism in Eukaryota, Metazoa, Chordata, Actinopteri, Perciformes, Serranidae. The record is from RefSeq and is a predicted model, not a curated record.
UCAUUAUUUUUUUCAAUAAUAUAUAUUUUUUGAAGUUAUCAUAUAGUAAUGAAAAAGAACCAACAAUGAUGGUCGUUUUAGGGAAUGUUCGGUCUUUAAAAUUUCCCUGGAAAAGUCCUGGAAAUGUCUCGUUUGAAAAUGUGCCCUGUGGUUAACACCCACAUCUUUCGGACUCCUCGUUUGUUGUCUCCUCAACAUUAGCAAACGGAUUUUUGUGUGUAAAAUAGACAAAGUGCUCCUUUAAGUUUAAUAAUGGUAAUAAUAUAUUCAGAUCUAUUCCUGUGUAGCAAAUGCUGUACGUGGAUUUAAAUGCACUUUAUUGAUUAAACAGUGUUAAUUCUAACUAAUAAAAUAACUGUUAAUAUAUGUUUUAUCAUACACUGAUGAAGUGUGUGUAGUUUCUGCAGAAAUCGCCACAGUUUACACGGUGAGAUAAAUGCGUGGUUUUUUUUUUAUGAUGAAAACAUCCGUAGAUAAAAAUCUUAUUCUUCUAUCUUUCAGCUCUUCUUCUCUUCUUUUUAACUUUCAUUUCUCUUUCUCUCGACCACCAAACGUGCACGAACUUCCUGACACACAUGCACGCACACAUGCGCGGCGUUGCUUUUUAGACUUUGAACACACCCACACGUUCACCCACAUUAUAAAACCUGCUGCACUGAACUCUUGCUUUCAGUUUUAGCAACACAGCUGCACGCAGACGCUGGCAAAGAUGGAGUUUGCCUGCAGUCAUGUUGUGUGUAAUUGGAGGCCUGAUGGAUCAGCAUCCACAGGUUUUUCUCUCUCCAUGGAGCGUGACGAUACGGUGACUGUUAACUCAAACAGCGAGAAGCCUCCAGUCCAGCCCAGAGUGAGGUCUGAAGGAGGAAACAGGCUGGAAGCCAACGUCAACGUCGUCUCGCUCCAGUAUCGGAAAUGGUCGGACCAUCAGCGGAGGUCAGAGCGUCAGGCCCAGGAGAGCUGUCCAGAGCCGAUGAUUUGUGGGAAAUGCAGUGCUGCUUUGUUCUUGUCUGAGUUCUGUACAGAAAAAAAACUGUGCAGGAGAGUGUGUGUUGGCCAGCGCACAGGUGUGCACAGCGACGGCCCUCUACCUGCCGAGUCCAGGAGCGACGAUGACUACCAGAACCUGGAGGCCACACUGGUGGUGUUCUGUGUGGACAUUUCUGGCAGCAUGGUCCGUCACUACAGAGGUGUGUGUGGACUGUUGCUGUUGGUUUUCUGUCAGGGUAUCCAGGAUGCCCUCCAGAGGGCGCUGUCGUCGCUGCUGCAGCAGUCCCCCCGCAGGAGAAGAGUGGCUCUGGUCACGAUUCAACGACGAGGUGGUGAUUAUAUGGCGAUUGGUACGCGUGUUCCUCUCACGCUCAGGGACUGGGCGUUGGUUGAUUAUGACCAUAUAUGGCAGGCAGGCUGCGGCUUAGCGAUCCCUCACUGUAUCGCUGAGACGUACCAACAGCUCGUACAGAGGGUCAAAGACCUCAGGGAAUAUGGCGCGACAUGUCUGGGUCCUGCAGCGUUAGCCUCGGUUGCCAUGGCGUCAAGGUACCGGGGUUCAAAGGUGAUUUUGUGCACACGACGGCAGAGCAAAAACAUCGGGACUGGGCGAGAUGGAGGCUAGACUCCCUCUCUGUCCUCCUCCCGCUCACUCCGUAAUUUCUACAGACAGCUGUCUCUGCAGGCUGGUGUCAUAAUUUCAGUGAUGACCUUUGAAGGGAUCAGAUUGUCGCUAGCAGACGUCGGGAGACUCGCAGACACGACUGGAGGAAGGGUGAGCAUCGGUACCGUUGCAUCGGAGAGAUCCAGUCAGCCAUUUCUCUGAGGACAAAACAUCCUUGCAACAGGCGUCACAGCAAACUGCAUCGCUCCUGAUGGAGUGUAUUUUCCCUAUGAGGAUGAAACCAAUCACAAACUGGUGAGAGAGAUUGGGGAUGUGACUAAGGGGCUGGAAAUCACCAUCCAGUUUGCAGUAAAACCAGAAUUUAUGGAAGUUUUUCUUCAGAGAGACACUAUUCCAUUUCAACUCCAGCUGAACUUCAAGACUAAAGACCAAGAAAAAGUUACUCGUGUUAUAACUGAACAGCGACCAGUUACAACCUGCAGUCGGAUUUGGGCCGGCAGCCUCAACAUGGCGGUGCUUGGCGUCCACUGUGCUCAACUCUGUGCCAGUUUGACCAUGGAGGGUCGAGUGCAGGAGGCACAGAGGCAACUAAAAGCACAGCAAGACCUGCACAAAUUAAUCAGUAAGCAGAGGCCAAUCCAAAAGGAGGAGAGCAUCUAUGGCAACUGGAUGGACACCAUGACAACCAUAUGUGAUGACAUCACCACGGAAUCCUUGACUCUCUCUGAUGAAGCAGCUAAGGUAAUGUACCAGAUGAAGAGAGCCAGCAGUGUCAACAGCUACAGCAACACAACUGAGAUCCAAAAAAAGACGAGGAAGAAGAAGAAGAAGGCCCUCGUGGAAGGAAUGUAACAAAAUCCACAAAUAUGGAGACUUGAUUUUACAUUUUUCAUUCAUUUAGCGCUAGCACUAAAAGAAGGUUCACUGCACUGCUGAAUGUGUAGUAAUAAUACUGGAAUUUACUGAAAAUUCUCAAAAACAUAUACAUGAUUGCUAUAAAUAAUUUAUGACAUAUUAGAAUACUAUGUAUUGUUUUAAUUGAUUUGAUAAAUCCAAAGAAUACUUGACUGAGAAAGAAAUAUUUUACAGAUUUUUGGAUAUGUCUAGGAUAUUAGGAUAUUUUUAGUAUUUUAAGAAAUU